UUUUGCUGGUGGGAUUUUCUCCAAAACUGGUCUGAGGUCCUCCCCAUCUAUAUUGAAGGCAUUGUCUAAUGUCUUGUCUGAUUAGGUUAGUGGAACACUAAAGAUCUUAAUCCCAAGUGUUAGUGUUCAUAGGGAGCGAGACGUCGUCCGACUCAAAGCAAGUUGUCGCCAGUAGAUGUGCUAGAGUUUGUAAGUGUCGAUUAGGAGACGCUACACUUAGUUUAACUUGAGUCAGGUGCGUAGGGGAAUUUCUACCACAAUACUCAGCUUUAUAUUUCUUUGACGGAAUGCAUAGUUGAUAUAAAAUAUUGGAUGACUAGUAACUUUCUACUCAUUUACGAUGAACUCAAAGUGGCAAAAAAAACCAAAACAAUCAAGCAAUGUAAGUUGUCAUGGCAUGUGGCAUCCAAAUUGUGGAAAGGCUGCUCACUGAAGAGCCAAUCUGUUGUACUUUUCCUUCCAUAUGAGCACAAUGUUCACGUACACCGUGUAUAUCGCCACUGGCAAACAGGAGUUUGCUGGGACAAUUGAUUAUGUUUACCUCACGCUGGUGGGCACGGAGAGAUGCAGUGACCGAACCCUACUGGACAAAUCCUUCUUUGAUCGUUUUGCAAGAGGAUCGGUCAUGUCCUUUGAUGUCAGUGUGAAGGAGACCCUUGGACAUAUUGUACUGGUGAAAUUUGAGAAGAAGAAACUCUUGUUCAAUGAUCAGUGGUACUGUAGAAAUAUCAAUGUGACGUCACCCUCUGGAGACUGCUUCGACUUCCCCUGUUAUCGCUGGAUAGGGAAUGAAAAGGAAGUGGUUCUCCAAGAAGGCAUGGCUCGAUUGCCUCAGGAUGAUCAAACCAGUUUGCUAAAAGAGCACAGGCGCUCUGAACUGCAAUCCAGACAACAACUGUUUAGGUUUGAUCCCACAGUUACAAUCCUGGAAAAUAUUCAAUCAUUUGGUGGUCAUUUUGGAUUUUUUUGUUUGUUUUACAGUUUACAUUUACAGUUUAAAGGGGACCUAUAACGCCCAUUUCACAAGAUGUAAUAUAAGUCUCUGGUGUUCCCAGAAUGUGUCUGUGAAGUUUCAGCUCAAAAUCCCCCACAGAUCAUUUAUUAUAGCUUGUCAUAUUUGCCCCUAUUUGGGUGUGAGCAAAAACACGCCGUUUUUGUGUGUGUCCCUUUAAAUGCAAAUGAGCUGCUGCUCCUGCCCCCUUUCCAGAAGAGGGCGGAGCUUUAACAGCUCAACAACAACAAAGCUGGAGAAUCUCACGCAGCCAAAAUGAGGAUUGUCAGUAACGGUGUUCAGCCUUACAUUGUUCAAACCGGAGUCGACACUGAUGGAGAGACUCAGGAAGAAGUUACAACUUUUAGACGUUUCUGAAUGGUGGAAGGAGUGGCGCCCUGGUUUCCCCAUGAGCAUAGAUGCCAACUCAGGCACUGACCUUUAUUUGGACAUUAAGUUUGAUGUAGCAAAAACUGUGGACUUCGAUUUGAAUUACCUUAAAGCGAUUGAGAAUCUUGGUCUUAACAAACUUAUAAGCUUGUUCCAGUCCUCUUGGAUGGAUAUUGCAGAUUUUGGAAAAAUAUUUUUGAAUAUCAAGAACCCUGUGUCAGAAUAUGUGAUGCAGAACUGGAAUGAGGACUUCAUGUUUGGCUAUCAGUUCUUAAACGGCUGCAAUCCUGUGAUGAUCAGUAAGUGCAUGAAUCUUCCAGACAAGUUCGCAGUCACACAGGAGAUGGUGCAGGGCUCCCUGGAUAGAGGUCUCACACUACAGAAAGAAUUAAAGGCAGGAAACAUCUACAUCGCAGACUAUGCGAUACUGGAGGGAGUGCAAGCCAAUGCCACAGACCCGAAUACCCAGCAGUAUUUGGCUGCUCCCUUCUGCCUGUUGUACAAGAACAGCCAGAAUGAAAUCAUUCCAAUUGCUAUUCAGCUCAGUCGUCAGUCCACUGCUGGGGAGGGGAACACUGUCUUUCUCCCAAACGAUAAUCAGUACGAUUGGAUGCUAGCCAAGAUGUGGGUGAAAUCCUCAGACUUUAACGUACACCAGCUGGUCACGCACCUUCUCAGGACACAUCUGAUAUCUGAAGUUUUUGCCAUAGCCAUGUACAGACAGCUCGCUGCGGUCCAUCCGGUAUACAAGUUACUGAUACCUCAUGUCCAUUUCACCAUUGCCAUCAACACUGCGGCUCGUGAAAAUCUCAUCUGUGAAUCUGGGCUCUUUGACAAGGCUAAUAGCACUGGUGGAACUGCAAUUGUGGAAGUGGUUCAAAAGGCCAUGAAGACUUUAACCUAUAAGUCCUUGUGCUUCCCUGAGGCCAUGAAAGCUCGAGGAGUGGAAGAUCUGCCCAACUACUACUACAGAGAUGAUGGCAUGAUGGUCUGGGAGGCAAUGAAAAGUUUUGUUUCUGAUGUGGUGAAGAUCUACUAUGGCAGUGAUGAGACCGUUCAGGAAGACAAGGAGAUUCAAGCAUUUGUUAAGGAUGUUUGCUUUGGUAUGAAGAAUUGUCCGAAGAAUUGUGAGUUUCCGGAUUCCCUGAAAACUCGGGAGCAGUUGGUCGAGUUCCUGACUGUUGUGAUUUUCACAGCUUCAGCACAACACGCUGCAGUCAACUUUGGACAGUAUGACUGGUUCGCCUGGGUCCCAAACAGCCCUUCCACCAUGCGGAAGCCCCCUCCCACACAGAAGGGCCAGGUGGAUAUGAAGUACAUCAUGGAGAGUCUGCCGGACCGCGGACGUUCCUGUUGGCAUCUCGGAGCAGUUUGGGCCCUCAGUCGGUUCCAGGACAACGAGCUGUUUUUAGGAGAGUAUCCAGAUAUGUACUUCACUGAACAACCGGUCAUGGAAGCCAUUGAAAAUUUCCGCAAGAAAUUAGCUGAAGUGACCAACAUCAUAAAGAGCCGAAAUAAAAAUCUGAAAGUGCCCUAUUGCUAUCUGUCUCCAGACCAAAUCCCCAACAGUGUGGCCAUCUAAGAGUUUGCAAACCCUGUUUGUAGCAAUUUUAGCCAGUUUAUAGAGAAAAGGCAGAGAAAAACUUAACUGGGCUAUUUCACAACAUGACACAAUCAACAAAAUAAUUGCUAUAGUAACUGUAAGGAUUUUAGUGCAAAUGCUAAUCUGGAUGAAAAUAAUACAAAGUUAUAUAUACCAAGAAAUGAAUGUCUACACAAAAUAAAAACAAAUAAAUGUGCAAGUUUUUGUAUUCAAUUACAUUUUUAUAAUCAUUAGCC
Molecule: messenger RNA, 3220 nt
Organism: Ctenopharyngodon idella (grass carp)
Lineage: Eukaryota; Metazoa; Chordata; Actinopteri; Cypriniformes; Xenocyprididae
Product: polyunsaturated fatty acid 5-lipoxygenase-like
Exons: 14
Coding region: 1326-2963 (545 amino acids)
Biological process (GO): linoleic acid metabolic process; lipid oxidation
Cellular component (GO): nuclear envelope
Molecular function (GO): protein binding; arachidonate 5-lipoxygenase activity; iron ion binding
Source: RefSeq, a predicted model, not a curated record